Daldinia decipiens is the source of this 1244-nucleotide messenger RNA. RefSeq lists its product as uncharacterized. NCBI's taxonomy places the organism in Eukaryota, Fungi, Ascomycota, Sordariomycetes, Xylariales, Hypoxylaceae. The record is from RefSeq and is a predicted model, not a curated record. Bases 203 to 901 code for a protein of 232 amino acids. The transcript has a single exon.
GCGUUAAGUGCUAAGUCUUAAAUCCGUCGCCAUGAAAGAUGCUAUCGCUGCCAAUCAAAGUGCGGGGCUUCGGAUUUCGCGAAUGAAAUCCAUACCUUAAGUACGACUUACAACCAAAGCCCCUAUAACUAGCUUAAGGAGUUAUCUACGAUCAUAAAACCUCUUCGGUUUAUUACCUAGGUACCUAGUUAUACUAUCCCAUAUGAACAUGGUUGAAGUUGAGAAGUACUAUCUUCCGCCUACUCGCCUCAUACCUAAUUCUCCAUGGCCUCUGCUUUAUUAUAAAGGACUCUUGGUCGCCCCCUCCGAACGUCGACCUGAUGCUAUCCAUGACACGCUCGAUAAAAAUCACUGGGAAACACAGUGGAUAUUUCGGUAUGGCUCAACUCAGCCAUCGCAUUAUCAUUCACGAAUCCAUGAAGCUAUGGUCGUGCUCUCUGGCAGGGCAACUAUUAGAUUUGGUGUCGCGGAUACGGAUCCUGACCUUGAUAAGAAUACCUGGGGUGGCGCAAAGGAAGAGGGAGGGAUAGAGGUGACGGCUAGCAUUGGAGAUGUUUUCAUAAUCCCUGCCGGUGUAGCUCAUAAGACAUAUAAUACUAGCCCUAGCGCAGAAUUUAGUCUGUUAUCACCAGGCGAUGGACACGGGAUACCUGGUCCCAAUGCCCGGGAGUGUUUAGCCAAUAUACUGGUUUCUGGGUUCACGAUGGUGGGCGCUUACCCUAAGAACUGCGGCCACUGGGACUUCUCUAUUGGGGAAGAGGACGUGGGAGACUUUGAGACUUCGUGGAAUAUUCCGAAGCCAGAGAAAGAUCCCUUUCUAGGUGAUUCAGAGGAUGGGAUUGUUGGACAGUGGAGUGCUACCGAGAUCAUUGAGAGAAGAACGUCAAUCUCUAAGCCCUGAAUGCUCUGUCGAUAUCAAUUGUCAAGGGAAGAAGUUGCUAUAGUCCUGAUAAGACUCAUGGUAUUGGAGACAAGGAACAAUUGAUCAUAUAUCAAGGAAUCUAAACUUGGGUAAUUUUCUAAUUUAUCAGUCUCCCCAAUUACAAUAGGCGAGAUCAAUGAGGCUAUGUCUGAACUAUUAUUUGCGAAGGUGGAAGAUAUCAUCCAGGAGCUUGAAAAGGGGAACUAAUUAAACAAAGUUUGAAACAGCUUGUAGGCGCUUUCAUUAGCAUCAAGAACUGGAAAAUGAUCUUCCCCAUAUUCUGGCGUCUAGUAACCGAUAACCUCUUGGCUUCUUACCUGAG